This is a messenger RNA of Manihot esculenta (cassava), 1053 nucleotides long. RefSeq lists its product as uncharacterized. Lineage: Eukaryota; Viridiplantae; Streptophyta; Magnoliopsida; Malpighiales; Euphorbiaceae. The transcript is spliced from 3 exons. Bases 124 to 585 code for a protein of 153 amino acids. The record is from RefSeq and is a predicted model, not a curated record.
AAGCUCAGGAACAGCUCAAGGUCCAGACCCAUCUCCACCUCCACUCUCUGUGUGCUUUAUCCAAAUAUUAUAUCUCUCUCUCAACUCUAAACUCUCGACGUAUCUGUCCUCCGUACAAAAAGCAUGGCUCUUUCCGUCUCUUCCAAAACCAAAACCUACCUAACCACCGCUCCGGCGAAAGCAUUCACUCGCUUCUUAUCCCUCCGCUCCCAAUCCAAUACCCCUUCCCAUCCCUACCACACCGACCUCUCAGAUGACUCCUCCACCGACCCCUUGCUUCGGAAGCUCGAGGAUGCCAUUCAUCGGAUCCUCGUCCGCCGCGCUGCACCCGAUUGGCUUCCUUUCCUCCCUGGUUCCUCCUACUGGGUCCCACCUCCUAGAUCCACCGCCGGAUCCCUUGGGAUUGCCCAGUUGGUUGAGAAGCUCGCCAACCCUUUGACCGAUGAGGAGUCCCUCUCCAUGACCACACUCAGAGGUGCACUCCCAUAUUCAAUGGAGCUGAACUUGACAUCAAAUAAAGAAGUGGAGGUGGAGGUGGAGGCAGCCUCCAAUAAUGCGUCUAAAUCUGAAGAUGAGGAAGGUUGAAUUGCGAAUCGAAACAACUAGCAUCUGGGCUCAUCUAGACUUGUAAAUUUUAAGCAAAGAUUCAAAUGACAUGGAAAUUUUGCAAACUGCAUGGAUUGGAAGAGCUACGCAGAUGCAACUUGGUGAGGUGGCAAUGAUUUACCGAGGUCAUUGCUACCUUGAAACUUGGACUCUACACUGAAUGCUUGUUUGAAGUGAAGCAAUCACGUUAUAUUAUUUGUACCCCCUUUAGCUUGCUGAAUAUUUUAUUUUCUGAUUUGUAGUUCAGAUCUUCACCUUCCCUUUGUACAUAUGCGUUCAGGAAUUCCAGCAAUGGUGUAUCUGUUGUCCUCAUAUCCUGUAGCGGCAAGGAAGUUCCUAGUAGAGAUAUAUUGAGGGUUUGGAUUGGUAUGUUGAUGAAAUAAAAUAAUAAAAUCCAGUGCAAUAAACAAUUUUGCCCCCAAGAUAUCUAUUUUGGGAGGAAACCAA